Messenger RNA from Sitodiplosis mosellana (orange wheat blossom midge), 5038 nucleotides. RefSeq names its product protein O-mannosyl-transferase TMTC2 (gene Tmtc2). Gene Ontology annotation, molecular function: mannosyltransferase activity; protein binding. The record is from RefSeq and is a predicted model, not a curated record. Gene Ontology annotation, biological process: protein O-linked glycosylation via mannose. Lineage: Eukaryota; Metazoa; Arthropoda; Insecta; Diptera; Cecidomyiidae. Gene Ontology annotation, cellular component: endoplasmic reticulum membrane.
AAAAAUUGGUGAAAAAAAAAUAACGAAAAAGUGAAGCGAAAAAGAGAAAGAGAGAUAACGAAAUAAAGCAUAAAAACUAAAAGCGUGUCAAGAACACAAUCAUAAUUUUUAAAUAUCGGAAAUUGUGCUAUGGUUUAUCAAACAUUUGGAAUCGAAUUUUAGCCAUGGCGCACCGCAACAAGUCUAGCAUGGAUUAUAUAGGCUUGGGUUGCUGUGCGCUAGCAUUUGUCCUCUAUUUCAACACACUGGAUGCGGGCUUCGUUUAUGAUGAUAGGCGAGCGAUAUUGGGUAAUCCUGAUGUAGUACAUACAACGCCAUGGAAGCAUAUUGUGCAAAAUGAUUUUUGGGGAACGCCCUUAACGGAUUCCGGAUCGCACGGAUCGUAUCGCCCAUUAUGUGUACUCAGUUUUAAGCUAAAUCAUUUGUUUGACGGUUACAAACCAUACUCAUAUCAUUUGGUCAACGUUCUGUUGCAUUGUCUGGCAACGGGUCUCGUGGUGAAAGUUGCUCGUCACGUAUUACAAUCGAUAUGGGGAACGAUUGUAACGGGUGCAUUGUUUGCAUCGCAUCCCAUUCACACGGAAGCUGUGGCCGGUGUCGUUGGUCGAGCCGAUUUGGCAUCGUGUAAUUUUUAUCUGUUGGCUUUUUUAACAUAUUGCAAGCACGUUGUGUGGCGAGAACAAAACGAUAAAAGAUGUUGGUCAGCGUUAAUUGGUGCAAUUGUACUGUCAAUAGCGGCUGUGCUUUGUAAAGAAACGGCUGCCACAUCAUUGGUUUUAUGUGCAUUUUACGAUGUGAUUCGGGCCACAAACGGCUAUCGAGAUAAGCAUCGAAUGCGAUCGCUCACCAUCAUUGGAGUUGCGACCGUUGUGAUUCUUCAUUUGCGUUUAUCGCUGCCAGGUCCGGCGAUCGAAUUUUCCACCGCCGACAAUCCAAUCGCUAAAUCACCGUCACGACUCACGCGCUUCUUAACAUUCCUCUAUUUGCCUGCAUUCAAUUUUCAGCUGCUACUGUAUCCAAUGACACUGAGCUUUGAUUGGGGCAUGGACGCGAUACCAAGACUGAAUAGCUUAUGUGAUUUCCGUAAUUUAGCCUCACUGAUAUUUUAUAGUGCGUUUGUGUUUGCUGUGGCAAUUAAUGUGCAUCAUUUACGUCGACGAAUGCAAUUGGUGCAGGCGAUGGCAAAUGUACACUAUCGCAAACCGCGCACCAUAAAGAAACGCAAAGCAUUUCAAUUACCCCCGACAAAUUGUAACAAUAAUAAUGGUAGCAGUUGUAGUUUUGUGAAUGCGACGACGACGACGACAACGACGAACGCGAAUAACAACAUACUGCAUAGUUCUAGUUUGAGUACAAGUUGUAACAAUAAUAGCAGUAAUAAUGCAAUUAAUAAUAGCAGUUAUUUAGCUAAAACAACGGAACAAUUGUGUGAAGUUUGUAAGCAAGGUUCAAAUGUGCGCCAUUCGAGCACUUGUCGUGCAAUUAAUAAUAAUAAUGUGCCGUUGGUACGGUGUGAAUGCCCCGAAUUUCGUCACUCACCGUCACCGCCACGCAAACGACGCCACCAGCAAAACCAACAACAGCAUCACACAUUUACUUCGAGUUCGACCACCGCCUCGAUCUACAACACAACAUCGUCUGCAUGCGGUACGAAUGGUAUGUUACCGAGCAUUUUAACUGGUGGCUCGAACAAGACUUGUAAAAAUAGCCCAAGCAAAAAUUCAUCGACUGCAAAAAGCAUUGCAAAUCAAGCGAAUAAUUGUCAAAAUCUAGAGAUUUCGGCCAAUGGCACAUCGGCGAAAACGAUUGUGGCAGCAGCGACAGCAACAGCAUCGGCAUCAAGUGUUCACAUCGAUUCGACUACAAAUCAUCUGCAUAUAUCACAUCCAUCGACAACCGCAUCAGCCGUUAUUAUGCUAUCCGUAGCGAUGUUAGCACUACCAUUUUUACCCGCCGCCAAUUUAUUCUUCUACGUUGGUUUUGUCGUUGCCGAACGAAUUUUAUAUUUACCAAGUGUCGGUUACUGUUUACUAAUCGGCUUAGGCGUGAGCAAACUCAUGGACACAAAUCGGGUGGGAUCAUUAAGGAGCCCACGGAAACGGUUUGCUGUUAUGCUGUGCAUCGGUUUGACGGUGACGGCAUACAGUAUGAAAACAAUUAACCGGAAUGUUGAUUGGCGCGAUGAAGAGAGCUUGUACCGUAGUGCAAUCAACGUUAAUCCAGCAAAAGCCUUGGGCAACUUGGGCAGCGUUCUCAGCUCACAAGGACGAUAUGAAGAAGCAAAGGAAUCGCUGCAGCUCGCCUUGAAACAUCGACCGAAUAUGGCGGAUGUUCAUUAUAAUUUGGGCAUUUUGUACCAAAAUAACCAACAAUUCAAAGAAGCUGUCGAUUGCUUCCAAAACGCCAUCCACUAUCGACCAUCGUUGGCAUUGGCUUAUUUGAAUAUGGGAACAUCGUUCAUCGCAUUGGGUCGUUGCAACGAGGCGGUGAAAAUUCUUCGUGAAGGUUCGAAAUUGGAUGGCCAUGGUUUACGAGAUCGUACCGCCCACGAUAAUGCCAGAAUGUCAAUGCUGGUACAAUUGGGCAGUUUGUAUGCAGAGCAAGGGAAAUUGCAACGUGCAUUGUCAGUUUAUCGGGAGGCAUUGCACAGUUUACCACGAAAUUAUCCACCACAGAGUAUUUACCAAAGGCUUGGUGAUACACUGGCUCGAAUGAAUCAAUGGUCAGAGGCAGAGCGUUUCCAUCAAGCCGCUCUGGAGGUGCAACCCGAUCAUGUUGCAACGCAUGUGUCUUAUGGAACAAUGUUGGCUCGAAACAGUAGUCGAACGACAGAAGCUGAAUUGUGGUUCAAGCGUGCACUGAAAUUAGCUCCGGAUGAUUCGAGCGUUCGGCAUCAUUAUGCUGAAUUCCUAAGUUCGAUGUUACGAAAUGAAGAAGCAUGUGAACAGCGUAUAAAGGCGGCUGAGCUAUCGCCAAACGAUUAUUCACUGGCUGUAGCAGCUGCUACAGCUCUCCGCCUACUAGAUAGAAAAAAUGAAGCUGAAAAAUGGUAUCGAACGGCGGUUCGCUUACGACCCGAUGAUGCAAGAGCGCACACAAACCUUGGUGCCAUUCUUCAUUUGCUUGGACGUCCGAUUCAGGCGGCCAUUAGUUACAAAGAAGCGCUACAGCUACAGCCAAACGAUCCAACAACCAUAGCCAAUUUAGCGAAACUAGGUAUUGCGGAAAUGGCUUAGAACUUUCAGCUCGUGCACUUCCAGGAACUCGUGUCUCCCCCCAACAUUUAAUGUACAUAACACAUUUUUACGCACUUAUUAAUUUCUUCAGCAAAACAAAAACAACAGAAAUAACACAGACAACCAAAUGUAAAUCACAUGUCAUAUUCUUCCAAUCAAGUGGAUUCUAGAUGUAAUCAACAUCGGAAACAAGGCUAUGUAAAGUAGAGAGAGGACAAAGAAAAAAAAAUACCAAAUAACAAAUGAAUAAAGUAAAAUAUAUAUUUAUUUAACUGCAGCGAUAGGUACAUGCGCAUCAUAUGCACUCCAAAAAUAUAAAAAAAACGACAACAACAAACGCCAUGGAACUAGCAGCUGCAAUCCCUCUCGAGGGUGUCAUUCCGUUGAAAAUAAAAUAUUUUCAAAAUUUAUGACUUAUGUAUAAAAAAAAAUAGAGAUUGUAAUGUGUACAUAAUAAACGCGACAGAAUAAAAAAAAGAUUGAAUUCAUAUAAAACUCAUGAAAAAUCAUCAUACAACAAAUCUGUAUAAUUUUCCACAGAGUUAUAAAAUAAAACAACAGGCUACCAAAAGGUAUUGAAAAUUGUGUGAAGAGAUUUAAAAUGAACAAUUUAUUAUUAUAUGAGUGUAAAUAUUAUAUGAUUGUGAAAUAUUGUACUGAUUUAUACCGGAAAGCUCUGGGCAACCGGUAACAACAAUGCUGUACCAAGUUAUGGUUCGCCCAACAUAUUCAUAUUUCAUAUAUCACAACAGAACAACAACAAAAACCAUUUAAAUAAUCACUGUUGCAUGGAAAAAUGUAGGUGCUGGAUAAUUCAUACCCUCCCCUCCCCUAUUAACAAUGAAAAAAUGCCCAAUCUAACAAAAAAUAAUUGUACUAAAUAAACAAAGUGAUGGAAUGAAUAAUACUUUAAAUUGAGUACCUAAAAGGUAUUUACUCCAUUAUUGUUAUAGGAAAAAUGAAGCGCGCGCUUGAAUAAAAAUUCGCAUAAAGUGCUAUAAUUUUAACUAGUUUUUCGACCAACCAAUAAUCACUAUCUCAUAAAAUCUGUUAAAAACUUUGGUUUAAAAACAUAAAUUCCGCCAUAUUUUUCCAAAAUGCAAAUUAAAUUGGCCAACAACAAAAUAUGCAUUUUAUUUGGCAUUAAUAACACAACAAACACACUCAUACAAAAUAAAUUAAUUCCCUCAAUUUAUUGCUCUACGUAUUCUACAGGAAGUGUAUAUAUUUGGUGUGGGAACCAACUGAUUUAGCUGAAAGGUGGUUAAAUUGAUUUUCUGUUUGUUCUAUUUUUUUUUCGUCUGAAUUUGAAUAAAUUUAGGUGCUUGACAGAAGCAGCACACAACAGAAUAUAUUGUAAAUUUGUGUAUUUUUGUAUCCAAUGCAACGAUGUUAAGACGUUUUGAGAAACAUGAACAUGAAGAAAAAUGAUUGGAAUUCAACCAGAUAUUGUAAUAGAUGUAAACAAUAAACAAUGUUCUAAAUAAACACACACACACACACACACGUAAAAUCAUACCAAUUAAACGGGGCAUAAUGAUUAUUUAUAUUUUUCUUUUCAAAAUGAUUUCUCUCACGUUUUUUCAACAACCAAAAAAAUGUUGUUAUCAUUUCAAAUCCAAACUACAAACAUUAAUCCAAUCAAAACUGUAAAUAAAUUAGAAUUGAUGAUGAAUAUUAUGCCUGUAAAUAUAAAUUUAGUGUAACGAUAACAUUAUUAUAUAUUUGAAUAAAAUUUUGGGCGAUUCGAGAUGAGACGCUCUUAAAUAAUAAAUAAAACAAAUUGCAAAAAAAUUGCAAAA